AUGGGUGAAUGCAGCCAAUUUGAUACUAAUGAGGUACCCUUCUCUCAGAGACCCGUCGUAAUCCUUGGUGCAGGGAUCAUUGGUUGUGCGACUGCCCGGCAAUUGCUACUGAAUGGAUUUCCCGUGGUAUUGGUGGCCGAAUAUCUACCGGGAGAUCAAAAUAUUUACUAUGCAUCGGCUUGGGCAGGAGCAGCGUGGCAUGCUGCUGGGGACAUCACUCCUGAUCAACGGUACCUUCAAGCUGUCACACAUCGCAUACUACUCAAGAUGGCCCAAGAUAGCCCCGAGGCAGGGGUGAGCAUUGUCAACGCACGAGAAUACGUGGAAGAAAAACCUGCUCCUGACUCGGCGAUAUGGGGUAAGACGGUAGUCUCCAAGUUUCGUGAGAUGAGUCCUGGUGAAUACCCUCCCAAUUUCAACUGUGCCUGGGCCUAUGAAACGCUUGUCACAGAUCCCACGAGACACAUGCCUUAUGUUAGGAAACAAGUGGAGUCUCUUGGGGGGCAGUUUAUCCGCCAACGUGUCGAGUCUCUCCAGGAGCUGUAUGAGAUGUUCGCCAAUUCACGGAUAUUCAUCAAUGCAAGUGGUUGGGGCAGCAAAACACUGACGGAUGUGCAAGAUGAGAGGUGUUUUCCGGAGCGAGGUCAGAAUGUGUUUCUGGCCACUGAUCAAUGCAGCACACUCUACUUCCGAAAUGGCAAGGAAUACACCUAUGUGAUUCCUCGGCCUCUAUCCAAGGGGGGUGGUCCUAGAUCACCUGAAGUUGAUAUGGAUAUCGCGAGGGAUGAGAUUGCACGCGCACAUCGGUUAGCUCCUGAGAUUGUUCCCGAACACCCAGCUGCAGACAGGGUGAGUUAUAUUAUUGGAAUCCGACCAUCCCGAAAAGGAGGAUUCCGUCUGGACUCGGAGAAAAAGGGUAACCGGGUGGUUCUAUCGGCAUAUGGAUUUGGUGGUGGUGGUUAUGCCUUUUCAUAUGGGAUUGCCGAUGCGUUAGUUAAGAUGGUGGAGAUGGCGGAACGUGAAAAUGUGAUUUCGUAG
This is a messenger RNA of Penicillium vulpinum, 1038 nucleotides long. Its product is annotated as FAD-dependent oxidoreductase. The coding region runs from base 1 to 1038 and encodes 345 amino acids. NCBI's taxonomy places the organism in Eukaryota, Fungi, Ascomycota, Eurotiomycetes, Eurotiales, Aspergillaceae. The record is from RefSeq and is a predicted model, not a curated record. The transcript is spliced from 3 exons. Gene Ontology annotation, molecular function: FAD binding; D-amino-acid oxidase activity.